AUCAAAACAGACCACCGCAAACUGUCAAGUGUGCAAUACAACACAAAUAAGGAUGGAUUGCAGUGGUGCACAGUCGAAUAAGGAUCCUCAAAUAACCAUCGACGAUCUCCCUAAUGAGGUUUUCGAGCGGAUAAUUGCCCACCUGAAUGUCGAAGACUGCAAAGUUGCAUCACUCGUCAACUACAGAUGGUUGCAGUUUUCCUUCUCGCGCAUAGCCCUCGGGAAGGUGCAACUGGAGAUCAACUGUGCCCAACGUUCGCCUCACGACUAUUGGAACGUGUUGGAGAAAAGCUCCCGCAGCUAUCGUAAUCUGGUGCUCAAGUUUGCCGACGAUGACGAGGGCUUCCUGCUGAGGGUAUUGGACAAGUUCCAGCACAGUUUGGAACGAGUUAGUAUCGAACAGGAUGCCGAGGCACGAUUGCUUCACACGGAAAUCUCGUCCACCUAUUUCACACGACUGAUGCAACAGUUGACUAAUGUGAGGCAGCUCACGAUCAAGACCAUCAUUGAACUUUCCGACACCGUCGAUGGAGCACAACUGCCACGAUUGGAGCGACUAGAAGCGAUCUGCUUGUACACACACUGUCUGGAAGGGGAUUGGAUUGAUUGGACGCAAAUUUGUCCCAACGUCACAUGUGUUGGGGUACCUCUGCAGGAUGGCCGCAACGGAUUUCCUCACCUUAUUCAGCAUUUCUCCAAUCAGGUUGCAAAUUUGUCCAUCGACGCACGUUUCCUAGAGCGUGACUCGCUCGACUUUAUUGUCCAGGAAGACUUUCCCAAACUGAGAAAAUUCCGCUUACUCUACCCAAUCAACAGUCCAUCAACAGGAAGCCUCAUCAAAUCGUUCAUCGGCCAUUGCCCACACCUGACGGAAAUCAGUUUGUUCAGCAAUACGAUCAGCCAGGAAACUCUAGAAACGCUGGCCGAGCAUUGCCCGCAGUUGAGCGUCGUAAGUCUCGAUACGAAUGAGGCCCCACCGACGAUCUUCUCCAUUCUGUCGAAACUACCCCGACUGAGGCAGCUGAUACUGCACAAACUGACCGUCGAACCAUCUAUGGUCACCUCCUCGAGCGGGUGCUUUCCUUCGCUGCGCCAGUUGACGUGUCUAUCGAUUCGUAUCAACUGCCCGGAAGCGUUUUUCAUGCAGCUGCAUAAGAAGAUGCCCCGGUUGACCGUGCUGGAGCUGUUGGACCGGUUCCGCUUUGGGAUUAGCAAUUUCAAUCAGAACGGGGUCGUGGCUGCCCUCUGCAGCAAUAUGCCGAAUGUACAGCGGCUUGCGCUGGUGGAUUGGGCCAUCCUGGAUCUGUCGGUCUUGGAGAAACUCAACCUGCUCGAAAAUCUUGCUGAAUUGAGACUGAAGUGCAUCGGCCUAAAUCCGAACAAGACCCUUCCUCGCUGUGCAAGCUUGAGGAAAUUGGUUCUCGAUGUUGACACGCUCAAACCAACGGAUGUCAUCCCUCCCGUGAGCCGACCGGCAUUGGCGGAAAUAAUCUCCAAUGGAUUCCCGGAGCUAACGAGCCUAGAACUGCGCAGACAACUCCUGGACAGAACCAAAGCCUCCGAACAGGAGAUAGCGACCCUCCAAUCGACCCUGCCCGGUUGUGUAUUUUAUCGCAAAACUCGCCUCCAAAUGGCGGACAAAGACUACACAGCUUUGUUCUAAUUUUGCAUAUAGGGAUUUCUCUAUCAAAAGAUUUAAACUUCUUCCCGCGCGAGGUGUAAAGCAUCAAGUCUAUAUGU
Molecule: messenger RNA, 1740 nt
Organism: Ochlerotatus camptorhynchus
Lineage: Eukaryota; Metazoa; Arthropoda; Insecta; Diptera; Culicidae
Exons: 4
Coding region: 53-1663 (536 amino acids)
Biological process (GO): SCF-dependent proteasomal ubiquitin-dependent protein catabolic process
Cellular component (GO): SCF ubiquitin ligase complex
Molecular function (GO): protein binding
Source: RefSeq, a predicted model, not a curated record